CACUUUUUGUGGUGAAUCAAUUCCAACACAAAUGGAGGGUUUGGAGAAGGCGACACUACAAAUAGUUCCAAAAGAAAGUAACCCUUUUCAACCCCGACGGCUCUCCAAUCGAAUUCAUACUGUUUCUGUGGCUGCUGUUCUUCUGUUCUUCCAGCCAUGGACCACUCAACUCCGCUGCUCAGCCACACCGUCCACGGCGCCGUCGAUUAUAAAGGUCGCCCACUUCUCAGAUCCUCCUCCGGCACAUGGAGCUCCGCCUCUUUCAUUAUAGGGAUGGAGGUUGCUGAGAGAUUUGCUUUCUAUGGAAUCGGCGCCAACCUCAUAAUUUACUUGACAGGUCCGCUCCACAUUUCCAUGGUGGCGGCGGCUGAGAUUGUCAAUGUCUGGUCUGGCACCUCCAUGCUCCUCACUCUCUUUGGAGCCUUUGUUGCUGAUUCCUUCUUUGGACGAUACCGUACCAUUGUUUUUGCAUCUAUUUCUUACCUUUUGGGACUAGGAUUGUUGGUUCUGUCGACGGCAAACCCCUCCAUUUGUGCUCUCCCUAACAAAUCCACGCCCUGUUCGGCUCCCAAGCUUCAGCUCGUUCUAUCCUUCGCUUCUCUAUGUCUAAUUGGGAUAGCACAAGGUGGGCACAGGCCCUGCGUGCAGGCUUUUGGGGCCGAUCAAUUCGAUGACCAAAAUCCUCAAGAGGCCAAAUUCAAGAGCUCCUUCUUCAAUUGGUGGUAUUUUGGUGCCUGCUCAGGAAUCGUAGUAGCCAUUCCAACUAUAGCAUAUGCACAAGAGAAUCUUAGUUGGAGUCUUGGAUUUGGAAUUCCUUGUGCUGCAAUGCUCACUGGUUUCAUUGUUUUCCUUCUCGGUACCAAGACGUAUCGGUUUACCGUCAAGCAAUCAAAUAAGAGCCCGUUUAUGAGAGUUGGUCGAGUGUUUGUGGCUUCUAUUAGGAAUUGGAGAGCUUCUCCCUCAACGAUCGGCAAAGAUUUGUCAAAUUCUCACCAAUUCAAAUUUCUCAAUAAAGCUUGCAUCAUUCCCAUCGAUUCAAACCAAAACGCAACGGUGUGUAGCAUCAGCGAGGUUGAAGAAGCAAAGGCAAUUCUCAGAAUUCUUCUAAUAUGGGCUACACUUAGUGUGUUCACCAUUGUGUUCUCACAAGACGCCACCUUCUUCACCAAACAAGCAGCAACAUUAGACAGAACAAUUUCAUCAGGUUUCACCGUUCCCGCCGCGUCACUCGAGGCAAUUAUUUCCUUUACAAUCGUCAUCUUCAUCGUGGUCUAUGAUCUCGUGUUCGUUCCCAUUGCCAAAACAGUAACAGGAAACUCAUCGGGCAUAACAACAUUACAAAGAAUCGGAUCCGGGAUGAUCAUAUCAACUAUCUCUAUGGUGGUUGCAUCCCUGGUCGAGAAAAAACGUUUGAAAACCGCCCUCGAACACAGUCUAAUCGAUAGACCGGACAUGACGAUUCCAAUGAAGUUCUGGUGGUUGGUUCCUCAAUACGUGUUGAAUGGUUUGGCUGAUGUGUUUACAGUGGUUGGGCUUCAAGAGUUUUGCUAUGAUCAAGUGGCUAGGGAUUUGAAAAGUGUUGGACCUGCCAUUUUCAUGAGUAUCCUUGGAAUGGGUAGCAUUUUAAGUAGCCUUUUGAUAUCAAUUAUUGAUUCAGCUACUAAAGGCAAUGGGCAUCUGAGCUGGUUUCCCGACAACCUUAACAAGGCUCAUCUUGAUUACUUUUACCUCCUACUGGCUGCCCUUAGUGUUCUUAGCUUCAUUGCCUUCCUUUUUGUUGCCAAAUCCCACGUUUAUAACAGGUGACCUUGACUUCCCAUCUUUUUGGAGCUAAAUUAUUCCAAAUUUUAAGGUUGUAAAUAUGAAAAGUUUGUAUUUGAAAAGCAACAUAUAGAUGAUAUACUUUAGGCUUGGUUCGAAUGAUUGUUGGAUUUCUGAUAUACUUUAGCCAGGGAGCAUUCGCAUGUAAUACCAAAUACAAUUAUUUGAUUCUCGGGCA
Molecule: messenger RNA, 1999 nt
Organism: Cucurbita maxima (winter squash)
Lineage: Eukaryota; Viridiplantae; Streptophyta; Magnoliopsida; Cucurbitales; Cucurbitaceae
Product: protein NRT1/ PTR FAMILY 5.10-like
Exons: 4
Coding region: 157-1806 (549 amino acids)
Biological process (GO): transmembrane transport
Cellular component (GO): membrane
Molecular function (GO): transmembrane transporter activity
Source: RefSeq, a predicted model, not a curated record